Messenger RNA from Phalacrocorax carbo (great cormorant), 4702 nucleotides. Lineage: Eukaryota; Metazoa; Chordata; Aves; Suliformes; Phalacrocoracidae. The record is from RefSeq and is a predicted model, not a curated record.
AAACAAACCACACAAACCCUGUAAUGCUUCCUUCCUCAGCAGAAAAACACCACAACAGAGGCAGAGAACCUGCAUCCAAAUGACCAUCUCUAAUAACCAAAUGUCCACCGAAAGGCUGUUUACACAGUUCAGCUCAGAGGCUGUGUAUACCAUCAUGAUAGAUGAGACUUGCUGAGACCUUAGAUAAAGACUCCUGUGGAACAGCGUAAUUGAUGGGGACCUCAAAACCAUGGCACUGGCUGCUGCUUAUUUUCCUUAAAAUAUUGACCUUGGUAGCUUUUCAGGCCCUGCCUGUUUCCUGUAAUGCAUUUAUUUGAUGUAAGCUAACAUUUUUCUAAGCUGCUUUGUCAAGUGAUUGAAGUUAUUAGUAAAAUUAUGAAAACAUUUGUUGUCCCUUAUAUGAGAAGAAAAUUAGUCUUUCACUUUAUGGUGUAUAUAUGCUCAGUUUGAAUAACAAUAAUUGUAGAGUAACCAACUAGUCCCGUCAUUUACCUUGGCAUAACAUAAUUUUUUAAACUAAUCACCUAAGAAAAUAGUGGAUUUUCUUUUUAGAGGGAAGAGGAGUCAGGAGAACCCAACAAAAGCUAUAAAUCAAAUUAAGAACAGAUUUGAUAAGCUUCUUUACCUUAAAAAACUAGACAGAGCAAAAUCUGUUGCUAUUGUUAUUUUUAUCCCGAGGAGUCACCCUGCGCCACAAUACACUAAGUGGUACUGUGUACACGCUCACUGUAAAACAGCUAAACAUCCAUGAGUCAUUUGUUUAAUCAGUUCUGAGUUUUUAUGCCAAGCACCCGCCUUUUAAUUUGCUACGGCCAACCUGAAACAUCUGUCAAUUUUUUCCCCACGAAUUAAUAACUCUGUAAUUAAAAUCCAGCAGAGAGCUCAGCUGAGACUCCUGGUUAAUUAGGACAGGAGAUAGCCAUGUGAGCGGCAUGGCGUUACUUUAGUUGGAGAAGGCUUGGAUUUGAACCAGGGCUCUGUGGGUGACACGGAGCUACCAGACCAUGAUUUAACUAUGAAGCUUUUGGAUAUUUGUUUCAGUAGCCAGUGUGUGUAUUUGUGGGCAAUCAAAUAUUGCUGAAAUUAUUUAAUUAGGACGCAGUGCCUGAAAACUGUUUUCUUGAAAUGUGUAUUUUCAGAGGAUCUGGUGUUAGUUAUUGCUAUUCUCCAAAUAGUAAGAAAAUGAGAAGAAACAGCGAUGAGCUAAGCUCUUGCCUAGAGCUGUUUCACACUUCAAGUGGCAGUGGGAGUGUCACAAAGAGAAAAUCACCUUGGUAAAGUCCGUACCUGCUGCUAAUGUGCAAAGGUUGAGGAUUUCAGUUUCUUCCAGGAUUGCUUUCUACACUGAUAAUUGCAAUGGUGUCCAAAUAAUCAAGAUUGUUUGUGGUACUGAAAGUAUCGGCUUGAUUCAGGAUGAUGCAGGUUGGUUCCUGCAGCUUUUGAAAGGAUUCUUAUACCACAUACUUGAUACCUAAGGAUUUGGGGAUUCUUUUUCUUUUGUUUAAAGCAGCAGACAAAAAUAUUUGUUGCUGUAUCGCAUUUUAGCACACCUAUAGAUGAAAACAGCUAUCUGAAGCCCUCAUCACUUGUCAGGUAUUUUUUUAAUUUUAAAAAGUGCACCAAUUAAUAUAGCAGAAUUUUUCAAGCUUGUUCACUAAAGGCAAAGAAAUUUGUAUUGCAGCAAGAGUGAGAUAUGAAAGAUUUUUUUCAUGAACGUCAAUAAUUUGAAAACAAAAUUAGACUAAACGUCUUAAAUGCAAACCAGUUAUUUGCCAUUUUCCUUUGCAGGCAAGAUGACAGAAAGGUUCCCAAUGUCCCACAUGCUACUUUGCUGUAAAUCUGAGUUACCAAGUUCAUAGCUUAUUUUCCAUUUUGAGCUUGUUCUUUACCCAGCAGUUUGUAUAUAUAUAGCAGUCGCAUCCCAUUCACGGGAAAAUUAUCUACAAUUCCUGAAAUUUAAGAUUCAGGGAGUUUUUUAUUUCUUUAUAAGUUUUCCUGGGAGAUUCAGGCAGAGGAUUCUCCCUUCCAGUGGAUAAGGUGUAUUUAAUAAUGAAUCUCAUACAGGAAAGUUGAGUCAAGACUCAAAAUAUUCUGCAGUAUAAUAAUGAUUUCAUUGUUUCUUUAUAAAUCUAGAAUCCAUUGCAGGAAAAUAUGCCUCUGAAGAGAAGCUGGGGGAACUGGAUGAUGCAUCUUUGUCUCUGAGAAGAGUAACUUGAGGAAAGGCAUUGACCGGGCGACGUUGGGAGCGCUGCAGACGGAGGAGUGGGGACAGUUCAUGCACAUCUGCGACGUGAUCAACGCCACGGAGGAGGGGCCUAAAGAUGCAGUUAAAGCGCUAAAGAAAAAGCUUUCAAAAAACUGUAACCAGAAGGAAAUCAGGCUUACCCUGUCUCUGCUUGACAUGUGUAUAGAGAACUGCGGCCCGCGAUUCCAGUCUUUAGUUGUGAAGAAAGAUUUCUGUAAAGACAAGCUGGUGAAGCUGCUGAAUCCAAGAUACAACCUGCCAAUUGACAUGCAGGAGAAAAUCUUGACCUUUAUCAUGACGUGGGCCCGCGGUUUCCAAGGAAUGGUGGAUGUGAGUGAAGUAAAAGAAGUUUACCUAGACUUGCUGAAGAAAGGAGUGGAGUUUCCAUCUUCUGACACAAGCAGAGGGGGACCUAAGACUUCAUCUCAGCCUUCUACAAAGUCAUCACCAUCUUCAGCUAAUCCUGCAAAACGUUCUUUGCUGCCUCUUCCCACAGGCCCAACAUUACUGUUGACUCCUGAGCAGAUUGGGAAACUAUACAGUGAACUAGAUAUGGCAAAAAUGAACGUGAGAGUCAUGUCAUCAAUAUUAAAAGAAAAUGUUCCUGGCUCUGAAAAUCCAGAUGAUAUGAAUCUUUUACAGAAACUGUAUAAGACCUGUCGGAUGAUGCAGGAGAGGAUUAUGGAAUUGUUGGUGACAGUGGAGAAUGAAGAUGUGAUAGUUGAGUUAAUACAAGUAAAUGAAGAUCUGAAUAAUGUCCUCCUGGGCCAUGAAAGGUUCUCUCGAAACAGAGUUCGUUUUUUGGAGAAUCAGAGAAUACAACGUGAACGCAUGGAACUGUACAGGAAACAGCCAUCCGCUCCCUCAAGCGAUCUACUUGACCUCUCCGUAGAUUCUCCAUCUCCUGUGUCACCAGGGCAGCAAACUGACUCUGCCAUGUCUCCUUCAGGCCUCAAUUGCAUAUCUGCACAUCCUGAAGAUAAAAACAGGCAUCAUCCAUCAAUUUAUCCACAGCUAGAUUUAGCAACUGCUGCAAAAGCUCAGCAAUUCCCAUUUGCGGCUGAAGCACAAAACAAUAGUGUAAGCAACCCAGCUGGACAUUCCUAUAGCAAUUUGGUGACCCUUUUAAGCCCAGUGCCUCUGAAUCCAGUAAAUCCGCAGACUGGACAUACAAAUGGACCGUCACCAGCAGCUGCAUCAAAGAACAAGUCACAGUCACCUCAUUACUACGAGAUAAUGGAAUUUGAUCCCUUGGCUCCCACUGAAGCUAUUUAUGAAGAAAUUGAUGACAUGCUGAAGACAGAAGUUAAAAAGAAUACAGAAUGCUGAAGGUGGAGGUGGAGUCUUUUACAGAACACAUGUUACUCUCUGAUGUUGGUCCUGCGCAGUGCUUCCUAUAACGUACAAGUGAAUAACAGGACAGGUUUUGUAUUUUGACACAACAAACAAAUGGAAUACUAAGCUGUAUGGAAGGUGGAAGAGUUACUUGGAUCUACACCUUGAUCAUUUGUCCUAAAUGUUCAACUGCAUGUUCUUCAAGGUGACUUGCGGUAUUUUGAAGUAUUUUGGGGGCCUUUAAAAUAGGAUUUCCAAGUUCACCUGCGUAGGAAGUUAACACUUGACACCUGACACAAGUAAACAAAAAGGACUUCUGCAGCUACAGAAGAAAGCUUUUCUUCCAAGUUAACUGUUCCUUUGUAUUGCUUUACCCCUUUAUGCAGCAAACAAAGCAAAACGUUAUGUUUACAGAAGUUGCAGAAUCCAAUUUCUAUUUUGGCCUCAUUGUGCUCUCUGUUAAUCUCCCCAGAAGUUUAAAAGGGGGCUUUGAUAUGUGGGACUCUUCUAAAAUCGGGUCUCUUGAUAGAUGUCAGAAGACGUGCAGUGUUACUUUCCUACAUUCAUAUUCUGAAUACAGGUUUUAUUUUCUUCCUAAAAGCCUACAAUAUAGUUGGAUUUUUGUCUUGGUAGGGACAUGAGGAGCUGUCAUCCGUGCUUAACAGAAGAGAAAAAGCCCUGCUUGUUCCGUUGUUGCUGUUGCUUUUAUUUACUCACUAAAUAUUGGAGGGGGAGCAAUCAUUUCUUUCCAUGUUCCUGCCCUGCAGAGAUUGCUGUUCUGGUGAAGGAAAAAAUAAUCAUCUACAAUGCAGAUGAGCAAUAUUAUCCAUUUCUUUUAAUCAAGUUGUUUAACCCUGUUAAUAACAGUUUAAAUAAUUAAAGUGCCUUAUCUAUUUUAAUGCUGAAUGUAAAAUGUGCACUUUAACACAGGUAUAGUUCUCUAAAUUUAACUGGUAUAAAAUUUGAGAACUUAGUUCAUGUUCAUAAUUGAUAUAAGCUAGUUCUGUGAAAUACUGCAUUUUAACUGUAUUAACUCUUUAAGUGAUAAGAAGUUCUCAGCCUGUUAUACAAUUUUUGUAGCAUAAAAUUCCAAAUAAAAACAAAUGCUUACUGAGAAAUUAA